AUGUCUGAUUCCGAUUUAAAAUUAGAUGAUGGACAGGACAUAUUUUUAUCUCAGGUUCUUGACGAGAUUGAAAGUAUGCAAGAAGACGAUAUAGUGUUGUCGCAAGCUCUGGAUUUAUUUGAAAACAAGGAAUCGUUUGACUUGUCAGAUUCUCAGUUUAAAAAUCUUGUAGAGGAUUGUACCAGUGCAGACUUUUUCGGUAGUUUUACGUUGAAACUACCGACUGGAGAAAAUUGUGAAUUGUUAGGUGUGGAUACACAUUGUGAAAAUCGCUUUGGAAAAAUUACCAAAACUGAAGAUUUUGACGCACUGAUCAAGGACCAGAAAUCGGGUAACACCGAGAGGAGUACAAAGUGGGCCACCUCUGUAUUUGAGGCUUGGAGAUCCGUUCGGAAACUGGACGGAGAGGAAAUUCCACCACUCGAGGAAUGCGAUAUCAACACACACCUUUCACGUUUUGUGGUAGAAGCAAGAAAGCAGGAUGGUUCCCCCUACCCACCUGGAUCGCUAUAUAAUAUUGCCUGUGGACUCUUGAGAAAUCUCCGAUCUUCUGGCAUCUAUGAUAAAAACUUCUUGGAUGAGACGAAUGCACGAUACGCGAGGUUCCGCGAGGUACUAGAUGCUCAGAUGAAAAAGCUGACAAAGGAUGGAUUAGGUAUUGGUCAGAGGGAGGCAAAACCAGUCAAUGAAGAAGAUGAAAAGAUUUUGUGGUCUAAAGGUGUAUUUGGGAACAGUUCAUCUGUUGCUCUUCAGCAUACCAUGUAUUUCUAUAACUGUAAAUUUUUCGGAUUAAGGGCUUUGGAUGAACACCGAACAUUAAACUGUAACCAAUUUGCAAUCGGGAGUGACGAAAAUGGUCGUUACAUAGAAUUUAAAGGUACAAACAGUAAAACGUACAAUGGAGGAUUAAAACACAGGCGUAUUGAACCAAAAAUUAUAAGACAUUAUGAUGAAAAUAGUGGAAUUGUUGACUUUUAUGAGCAGUAUCUGAAUGCAUUGGGGCUUUCGGGUCCAUUUUAUCGGCGGCCUUUAAACAAAUCCGAGGGACACUUGCGUUACGGGGAACAAGUUGUUGGAAUUAAUAAGUUAAAAACUUUCAUGAAAGACAUUUGUUCGUCUGCAGGUUUAGAAGGUAGAUACACAAACCAUAGUGGUAAGAAAACGUGUGCCACAACACUCUACCAAGGAGGAAUUCCCGAGGAAGAGAUUAUGAAACGAACUGGCCACAGAUCCACUACCGGGGUUAGGAAAUACCAAAAACCGUCUCCCGCAAUGUUGAAAGAAAUUUCAAACACACUAAAUCCACCGCAGACGACAAUCAAGGCACAGUGUGGAACGGUCAAUGAGAAAAAUGCUGAAAGUGUUCUAAAGGAUACCGACGAGUCAGUGGAUAAUAAACGCAGUGAUCCAAGUUUUAAGGGUUUAUUUUCUGGAAAUCACUCAUUCUCUGGAUGCACUUUUCAGUUUUAAUAUCGUACGAGAACUGUUGUAACAGUGUGUUGGAAUUGUUGUUCAUAAUGAUUAUAUAAUUGACCUAGUGCCAUAGCAGAUACAUUUUAGCAAAAUAGCACAUAACGGAUACUUUUUUAGCGCUUUUCAGUUUUAAGAAACAUUUAAGAAAACUUUGAAUUUCAUAUUUCAUGACAAUCAUGUAUUUCUGAUGUUCAUUUAGAGAUAAUGAUAAAUAUCGAAUCUUCGAAAUAUUCUAGUUUAUUUAUUCUUUUACUUUAUAGAUGCAGGUAUUUGUGAUCACUCUAUCUCCGUGAACAAUAAAUUUGAAAUAAAAUCAUGUUUUCAUUGGCAGGAAAAAAUAAUACUCCCUCCAUAGGACCUUGCCAUUGUAAGAAAAAAAGUGUUGCGAUAAAUAUAUUCUUCCUCUGUGAACUGUAAAUUGGAGCUAAAAUCAUCUUUUCUUUGAAAGGAAAAAAUUAUACUCCCUUGAUAGGACCUCAAUAGAGAAAAAGUGUUCCGAUAUAUAUCAGAACAGUUUUACUGUGCUGAUAUAUAUCGGAACACUUUUUUUCUUAUGAAACUCAUAGAGAAAAAGUGUUCCGAUAUAUAUCGGAACAGUUUUGUAAGAUAUCAGCACAGUUUUGUAGUAAUAAUGUGUGUUACUAUGUAUAACAUGCUGCAAAGAUCAAAGGAAAAUUGCCGCACUAUGCGAUAAUUUAUGUGAAAGGGACUAAAAUGAUGCUAUGGUUUAUUAUUAGUCAACAUACACAUGUUAGUACAAGAUGCUUAAUAAUAAUAUCUUAAAUAAUUAGUAUUAUUACUAUUACAUGAGUCAUGACUCAUUUUAUAAAUAACUGGUCCAUAAUUUGUGCUUUAUGACCAGUUUAUAUUCAGCAGUAAAGUGUGCUAGGCUAAACUCAACAUUUUAAGAAUUAUGAAAAUUUUUCUCUGAUAUCAUGUAAUAAAACACUUUUUGAACAGCUAACUGGUCAAUACC
Molecule: messenger RNA, 2449 nt
Organism: Mercenaria mercenaria
Lineage: Eukaryota; Metazoa; Mollusca; Bivalvia; Venerida; Veneridae
Exons: 2
Coding region: 1-1470 (489 amino acids)
Biological process (GO): DNA recombination; DNA integration
Molecular function (GO): DNA binding
Source: RefSeq, a predicted model, not a curated record